UCCGGGCCGGUGCGGUUUGGUCAGUAGUCGCUCUCGGGGUGGCUCGCGUUUCGCCGUUCGCUCCGCGGUCGUCUCGUGGUCCGAGAAUGUGCUCCCGCGGUGACGCGGGCGGGUCGUGAUACACGCUCAGCACGUGGUGCUCGCGAAGCCUCUCCUCUCCUCUCCUCUCCUCUCCUCGAGAACGGCGAGAACGGUUCUGAAGAGGCGGACGAAGGGCCGUCCUCUCGCGAUGACGACGCGGAGGACACGCGAGGUCCUCCCGGGGCGAUCCGAUGGAGCCGGUAGCGGCUGCCUCGAGAGCUUGCCGUCGGGAUUCUUGGCGACUCAAUAGCGGCUGUCUCGCGGAAACGGGAGAAAGAAGAGAGAGAGAGAGAGAGGGGGGGACAGAAAGACGCUACACCGUCUUUUCGACGCCGUCGAUUCGACGCGCGUCGUCGUGCGAUCAAGGACGUCGAGGGUGACAACUCCUGGACAACGUCUUCGUCGAGCGACAAACGUGUUCUCGAGGAGAGCCGCACGACGCCGGCCGACGAACCGACAUCCGGCAUUGCCGACGGCGUCUGUUGCGUGGCAAGCGUCCUGCUCCGCCGGGUCCGUCACCGGGCCCGUCGUCGUCGUCGUCGUCGUCAGGUAUCAGAAUACUGAGGUGAAGAGCAUCGUCGUGCGGUAGAGAAAUUCUCACUGUUCCGCGCGGACGGAACGGAAAGAGGAGACCUGAGGAAGAGGACCCGCGGCGCGGAAGCCGGGAACGCUCGGGGACGGCGCUCCACGUGGCUGUCCGACCGGUAUCUCACCGGUUGACGGUCGUCAACACCUAGCAUCGACUGCUAGGACGUGGUGACAGGACGUCGUCGACUGAAUCAGUGAAUCAGUGAAACCGCCGAGUGGUCCCCGUUGACGAGGUCGUCGCGACCGCGUGACGCGAUGCGGCGUCGCGCCGCUGCUCGUUGGUGUGUCGCGAGCUUGCCCGUAGGAUGGACGACGAGAGGAAGAGGAAGACGAGUGAUCGUCGUUGUCAGUAUAUUGGACGCGCCGCGCGACGCCGGCGUCGGCGUCGUCGACUGCCGUCGAUUGCUUACCGCGACCACCGGCUGCGUCCGAGUCGGAUUCGCGCGGUGAUUCGCGUGUGAGGUAAACCCGCCGUCAACGCCAACGAGCCGCUCGCCCAAUUGGAUGGAAGAGGACGAAGGCGACGACGACGACGACGACGUCGAUGACGACGACGGAGGCGGCGGCGGCGGCGGCGACGACGACAACGACGACGACGACGACGACGACGACGGCGACGGCGACGACGGAGGCGACGGCGACGACGUGACGAGAGAUGCCUGGCAUCGUGGUGUUCGGACGACGCUGGAGCGUCGGCAGCGACGACCUCGUCGUGCCCGGCGCCUUCUUGUUCAUUCUGCACCUCAUAUGGCUGACGGUGCUGGGCGUUCUGCUGGGGAUUCUCGAGUGGGAUCGUAGCAUCCCCUGCAUUCUACUCCUAUGGGACUACGUGAUCGGCUACGAGGCCCUCUUCAUGGCCUGCUUAGUGGUGGAGUUCUCCAUCUGCUUCCUGGCGACGAGGGGCAGCAUCCUGGACACUGCGGCCAGGGCACCGAUGCAGCACAUCCUUUAUAUCCGGUUGUUCCUGCUUCUGGUAGAAUGCGGAUGGUUGGGCGCCGGUCUCACGUGGUUAACGUAUUAUUAUCAUAUCUGUCCAGUGGACCAAGCUAAGGACGUUAUGUUGGGUUUGGUGGCGUCGAAUUGCUGUCUGAUGACGUUGAUGAUGGCGACCGUUUGGUGCACGUACGACGCUGCUGGUAGGUCUUGGGUGAAGAUGAAGAAGUACCAGCGCAGCAUGAGGGAAGCGGAGUUGCGGGGGGCCAGGUUACAUUAUAAGCGCAGCGGCAGCAGAAAUCGAAAUUGGCGACAACGAAAAGUCAUACGUGCCUAUCAGGACAGCUGGGACAACAGGUGCAGGUUGCUGUUUUGCUGCAUGGGCAACUCUGAUCGCAAUCGGAACUCGUUCGCCGACAUCGCCCGACUGCUGAGUGACUUCUUUCGCGAUCUGGACGUGGUGCCGUCGGACGUGGUGGCCGGUCUGGUGCUGCUGCGCAAGUUUCAGAAGAUCGAGCGUGAGCUGAUAGUGAAGCAGCGCAAGAACGACACGUACGAGUUCCUGUCGGGGGUGCCGGUCACCCCGCGCACCAAGUUCCUGUCGAUGACCGAGGACGGCGACCUGGGUCACUUCCAGUUGGCCAUCCACUACAUGCACUUCGCCCUCGCUGCUUACGGCUGGCCCAUGUUCGUCGUUAAUCCCUCCACUGAGCUCUGCCAGUUGUGCACCAGACUGCGAUGCUGUUGCUUCCCCUGCGGCGCCCACGAGGACGAGGCGACGAUCGUCGAGGACAAUUGCUGCCGCUGCAACUACGCCGCCCUGAGCAGUAUGCUCGACCUCGGCGAGAUCGAGGUUGUGUACUCGACCUUCCACGUCGACGUCGGCGAGACACCGUUCUUCGUGGCGCUGGAUUACACAAAGAAGAAGGUGGUGGUCAGCAUACGUGGGACUCUAAGCAUGAAGGACGUGCUGACGGAUCUAAACGCCGAGGGCGAAGUGCUGCCUUUGUCGCCGCCGAGGGAGGACUGGCUGGGGCACAAGGGGAUGGUGCAGGCUGCCGAAUACAUACGGAAGAAGCUGCUGGAGGAGGGUAUCAUCGCACGUGCCCUCGCCAAGGACACCUCCAGGGGCACGCACCAGUUCGGACUCACUCUGGUGGGACACUCGUUAGGCGCCGGCACGGCGGCGAUACUCGCGAUCCUACUGAAGCAGGAAUAUCCGGAUCUGGUCUGCUUCUCGUUUGGGCCACCCGGUGGACUCCUGAGUAUGCCGGCUCAGCAAUACACACAGGAAUUUAUCACCUCAGUGGUGGUGGGGAAGGACGUCGUACCCAGAAUCGGACUUCGACAAAUGGAGAGUCUGAGGGCGGACCUCAUCAACGCUAUAAAGAGGAGCGUCGACCCCAAGUGGAAGACGAUAGCGUGCUCGGUAAUGUGCUGCGGCUGCGGCUCGACGCCCACGUCCGCGGCGAACCUGGAAGCAGGCGGCUGCAUCAGCGAGUACCAGCGGGACAAGGAUCAGGCUCGCGCUCAGACCGUCGUGCCCAGCGACUCCAGCAUCGCCUUGACCCUACACAGGCCCCUUUACCCGCCCGGCCGAAUCAUACACGUAGUGCGGCAUCAUCCGAACAAGGACGAACAGAUGUUGAAGAAGCACGAGCCGGUGUACCAGGCGCUGUGGGCCGGACCUUGCGACUUUGACGAGGUGCUGAUCAGCCCGGUGAUGAUCCAGGACCACAUGCCGGACAACAUGCUGCGGGCGCUGAACAAGGUUGUGACGACCCUGGGACCGGCGAAGCCGCAGAGGCUGGUGUCCGGCCACGCGUCGUCCACGGAGGCGUCGGAGGCGCGCGAGCAGCAGGUCGAGGUGCAGCUGGAGCUGGAGGCGCAGGAGCAAGAGAUGCGGGCCUUGCUGUCGCCGUCCAGCCCGGUGAGAUGCCGGACCCUCGGCGGUGGCAACCUGGCCGGCACGCCGCCGCACCGGCUCUGCCUGGAGACGAGCUUCACGUCGCUGCAGAGCCCGACCGACCUGCCCCAGGCUGGCCGGGAGCUCAGCGUCGACUCCAGGGGCAUCCCGUGGGAGUACAUAAGCCUCGCCAGCGAGCUGCUCAACACGCCGCGGCCGGACGACGGCAAAGCGUUCGGCCGCCGGCACGAUUGGGACGAGCGCACGGCGCCCUUGGCCACCCCGGAGACGCUCUCGGAGGCGUCCAGCAGCCCGCCGUCGCCGGUGCCGGCGCCCCGGCCGAUGCGACGCACCCCGAAGAUCCCGGGAAACUUGUCAACGGCGGCGGACGACCUGAAGAACAAUCUGCACUACGCGAUGCUCUCGGCGAGGAACUACUUCCUGAGGACGGGGGAGCACGCGGGCAGUAACAACGGCGGCGGCAGCGACAACAGCAGCAGUGGGAACAGCGAGGCGAGCUACGAGAGCGCCCGGAGCCUGGCCGCCGCCGGUCUUCCGCCGCCUGUGCCGAGACGACGGGAUUCCGUUACCGUCAGAAGAGAACAACGGAUGUGCACAGCAGCAUGCUGCAGGGACGACCUGUCGGAGAACUCGUCGACCCGCACGUCUUCGCAUUCCUCGAGGAACUCCCACACGUCGCAUCAUCGUGUGCAGGUGGAGUUGUACGAGGAGGGGAACGACACCAACGGCUCCAGCUUGGACUUCUACGAGGCGAAGGGUUCCUCCGGCCAGCGCGGCAGCAGCAACGACGUCUUCCUCAGCGUGCGCAGCUCGCCGGAGUGCAAAGGGCUCAUGGCACCGGCGACGGACCUAGGCGCCGAGUGGAAGAAGCGCUUCGACGCCACGGCCGGCGACGCCUCGUUACCGCUUCUUCGGGGCCUGUCGCCUACGCCGACCACCGGCCAGCACAACUCGCCGUUCUUCAGCGCCAAGCGGAAGAAGUAUGUGUACCCUAUCACGCUGGUGGGCCGCGGCGAGAGCAGCGUUUAGUCCGCGGAGAAGGGUCGUCGUCGACGGUCGAACGAGGAAAUCGGCCGGAGGCACUCGGUGUAUCACUCAGUACGACGCUCUCUUCAGCUUCUGCCGGGAGAGAUGUUCGACGCGCAGGGACUUUAGUUUAACAAACUGAGAUCAACCCAAUCGAGGACCACGAGGCACAUUUAGCAGUAGUGACGUCCGACGAAUACGCGUGCCAAACUCUAUUCUCCUUCUACUUCUGAUUCCUCUUUCUCUUCUUCUUCUUCUUCUUCUUCUUCUUUUUCUCUGUCUCUCUCUCUCUCUCUCUCUCUCUCUUUUUCGAAUCUCAGGAUUUCUAUUAGACACCAACUUAAGCUUAAGCGACACGAAUGUCCAAAAGAUGCGUCAACGACUCGGGAUGUCUUCGAGAUGCCUUUGAGUCUUUUGUACAUUUGGAUGAUCUGUUGUUGGGUUAUCCCGUAUCUGUCCCGUUUUGUAGGAUCAAAUACAUACUUUUUCUCGAUCAUCCAUCUUCGGUCUCAGCACGCGAUCGCUCGAUUAUCAAAAUUGAAUAGAACGUGCUUGAGUAGAAUCAUUCGUGACUCUUACGAGAUGUUCGGUCCCCGUAUCGCUAUCGCCGUCUUACUAUCGUAACGAUAAGCAACGGCGGGGUGGGGGGGGGAGACGGGAGUGCGUUUCUCCAGCUAGAAAUCUUUCAGUACGAUUAAUGCGUGUAUCGCACGAUGUGGCAGCAGCGGCCUACUCUGCAUCGAUAUUGUUUGUUAGGGACACAGUAGAGAUCGUUUGAUUCUUGUUUUAUACAUUUCUAAACGCGACUUCAUCGGAUAAAGAUGAGUCUUGCGAACUACUCGUUUCGUUCUCGAUCUUUUGAUAUAGUUUGAUAUCAUUCUUAGUUCAUUAGAGAACAUGCUCUAACGUACGAACGGAUUAUAUCGCGAUAAAUUAAGCGUCGAUACCCUUUUCUAUUGAUCUAAGCGCAGUCGAGUUGCUUCAAGUACGAACAGUGGGGAAGGAUACAACGCUCGAGUGAUGUGCCUCUCGCAAAAUGUCAUCGCGAUUGUAUAGUCAGAUUCGAUGCGAUCGUCGAACACCCCGACUCCUUAGGAAGCUUCAAGGAAUCGGAACUUCGACGUCGCUGUAUUUAUGUAAAAAGUAGGCGGGACACACGCGUCGCAGACGCAGCGCUUAACUCUAGUCAGUAUAACGUAACCUUAGAAAACUGUAGUAUUUAUUGAUUCCUUGUAAUAUUUAUAGAUAUCCCCUCGAGAGAAGCUUACAGGACAUAGAGAGAGUUGAUUCUAAUGUAAUAUAAAUUAUUUAUAAGAAAUAAAUGAUGAAUAUAGGAGAUCAUUGGUGUACAUUGCAUGCACAGUCCUGUCUGCAUGUUCCUUCGAUGAUUAUAAAAUAAGAAUCAUUGACACAGUAUAGACUCGAUAUUU
Messenger RNA from Harpegnathos saltator (Jerdon's jumping ant), 5985 nucleotides. RefSeq names its product inactivation no afterpotential E (gene inaE). The coding region runs from base 1325 to 4558 and encodes 1077 amino acids. NCBI's taxonomy places the organism in Eukaryota, Metazoa, Arthropoda, Insecta, Hymenoptera, Formicidae. Gene Ontology annotation, cellular component: dendrite membrane; postsynaptic membrane; cytoplasm. The record is from RefSeq and is a predicted model, not a curated record. The transcript is spliced from 16 exons. Gene Ontology annotation, biological process: arachidonate metabolic process; diacylglycerol catabolic process. Gene Ontology annotation, molecular function: lipoprotein lipase activity.